CCCACCACCCCCAUCCAUCCGCCGACCAAACCAAAAAAAAAAAGAUGGCCGCCACCGCCCCCACCAUCAAGAUCGGCACGCGGCGGUCGGCGCUGGCGCUGCGGCAGACGGAGCUGGUGAUCGCGGCGCUGCAGAGCGCGCACCCGCACGUCACCUUCGAGGUGCACGCGAUGGCGACGAUGGGCGACCGCGACAAGACGACGCCCCUGCCCGAGAUGGGCAAGGGCCUGUGGACGUCGGAGCUCGAGGCCAAGCUGGUCGCCCGCGAGGUCGACGUCAUCGUCCACUCCCUCAAGGACAUGCCCACCUCGCUUCCCGAAGGGUGUGUCCUGCGCUGCGUCCUCGCCCGCGAGGACCCCCGCGACGUGGUUAUUUUUAGCAAGGCCCGCGCGGAGACGGGAAGGUAUAAGAAGCUGGUGGAUCUUCCUGAGGGCGCGGUUGUGGGUACGAGUAGUGUGCGCCGCGCCGCGCAGCUGAAGAGGCGCUAUCCGGGGCUGGUGUUCCGGGAUGUGCGGGGGAACAUCGAGACGCGGUUGAGGAAGUGCGAUGAGGACGGGUUCGAUGCCAUCAUCCUUGCGGCCGCGGGGUUGUUGAGGCUGGAUCUCGGGGCGAGGAUUGCGCAGUACCUGGACUCGACCACGGAAGGGGGUGGCCUGCUCCAUGCCGUUGGCCAGGGUGCGCUGGGGUUGGAGGUGCGGGAGGAUGACGAGCAGAUGAAGGAGCUGUUGAAGGCCGUGGAGCACACGUCCACCAUGAUCGCGUGCUUUGCGGAGCGGAGCGUCAUGAGGACGUUGGAGGGAGGGUGCAGCGUGCCGAUUGGGGUGGAGACGGCGUGGGUGGAAGAGGAGGAGGCUGGCGAGAAGAAGAAGAAGCUGCAGCUACGGGCGGUGGUGGUGAGCCUGGAUGGAAGCCGGGCUGUGGAUGGCGAGAAGGUACAAGAAGUUACCAGUCUGGAGCAAGCAGAGGCUAUGGGCAAGGAGCUGGCGCAAGAGCUGGCCGGGAUGGGAGCACAGCAGAUACUAGACGACAUCAACAAGGGGCGGGAUUCCGGGGAUGCGGUAAAGGUUGGUGGCGCAUAAAAGUAGAUGUGUACUAUAUUGGCGAAUAA
Molecule: messenger RNA, 1108 nt
Organism: Chaetomium fimeti
Lineage: Eukaryota; Fungi; Ascomycota; Sordariomycetes; Sordariales; Chaetomiaceae
Product: porphobilinogen deaminase, dipyromethane cofactor binding domain-containing protein
Exons: 1
Coding region: 45-1079 (344 amino acids)
Biological process (GO): heme biosynthetic process
Cellular component (GO): cytoplasm
Molecular function (GO): hydroxymethylbilane synthase activity
Source: RefSeq, a predicted model, not a curated record